AUGGUCCGUUACGCCGCCCAGGAGAUUCCGAACGCAAAGAGCGCCCGCGCGCGGGGCUCUUACCUGCGUGUCAGCUUCAAGAACACCCGUGAGACUGCUCAGGCCAUCAACGGCAUGAAGCUGCAGAAGGCUCUCACCUACCUCGAGAACGUCACCAAGAAGUCCAUGGCCGUUCCCAUGCGCCGCUACGCUGGCUCCACUGGCCGCACCGCCCAGGGCAAGCAGUUCGGUGUCUCCAAGGCUCGCUGGCCCGUCAAGUCCGCCGAGUUCCUGAUCGACCUCCUCAAGAACGCCGAGGCCAACGCUGACACCAAGGGUCUCGACACCGGUGCUCUGGUUGUCAAGCGCAUCCAGGUUAACCAGGCUCCCAAGGGCCGCCGCCGCACUUACCGUGCCCACGGUCGUAUCAACCCCUACAUGACCAACCCCUGCCACAUCGAGCUCAUCCUCACCGAGGCUGACGAGGAGGUCGCCAAGGCCUCCGAGACUUCCCUCAACGCUGCCCGCCUGUCCUCCCGCCAGCGCGGCUCCCAGAUCCGCCGUGCCCUCACCGAGGCAUAA
Penicillium daleae is the source of this 561-nucleotide messenger RNA. It is a transcript of the gene rpl17, whose product is annotated as 60S ribosomal protein uL22. Bases 1 to 561 code for a protein of 186 amino acids. Lineage: Eukaryota; Fungi; Ascomycota; Eurotiomycetes; Eurotiales; Aspergillaceae. The transcript has 4 exons. The record is from RefSeq and is a predicted model, not a curated record. Gene Ontology annotation, biological process: cytoplasmic translation. Gene Ontology annotation, cellular component: ribosome; cytosolic large ribosomal subunit. Gene Ontology annotation, molecular function: structural constituent of ribosome.